Messenger RNA from Peronospora matthiolae, 2193 nucleotides. NCBI's taxonomy places the organism in Eukaryota, Oomycota, Peronosporomycetes, Peronosporales, Peronosporaceae. The record is from the annotation of a GenBank genome assembly.
AUGUACACGCAACCAGUUUACGACCAACGUGAACGCUCGUUUACGACCCCGUCAGCGCCUCCGGACGUCCCGAGCUACCAAACGCCAGCCCCAGACCGUCGGGGCUCGCUACCGAGCCAGCACCGCUUCGUCCAGCCUCCGUACAUGCAGCAACCGCAGCAGCGUGGCCUCUAUCCGGACAUUGGACAGCAUACCCGCCCCUCUGCCCCGUCCAGAGGCUCAUUCAGCCAGCACCAAUCGCAGCAACAACAACAACGGCAGCAGCAACAGCAACCGUACUACAGCAGCCCUCACGAGCAAAAUCCUUACGUCCUCCCACUCCGAUCGAGCCAGGUGUUUGCUCCUCCAGACUCAGUGCAGCAGCCACCUGCCUGUCUUCAGCGUGAACCGACGCUUUACGGCGGCUACGGACCGGUGCAGCCACGCAGCUUCUCGUCAUCUUCAAGUCCAAUAGCUUUGACGCCGGACGGAAUACCCUUGAUGCCGUCGAGCGUCGUGGAACUUCGAUUUCGCUGCAAGGGACUGAAGAAGUCUGACUUUUUGAGUCACUCGGAUCCUUUCAUCGUGCUUUAUAUGCAGAUGGAUCAGACGAAGGGAUGGCAGGAACUUGGACGCACGGAAUGUAUUCGCAACACGCCGGACCCGGUCUUCGUCCAGUCUUUGCAAUUGGAUUUCUUUUUUGAAGAGGUCCAGAGACUACGGAUCGAGGUCUUUGACCGUGACAGUGCGUCUGAAAGGUUAUCGGACCAUGAUUUUCUUGGGUGUGUAGAGAUUACGAUGGGGCAAUUGAUGUCCGCCAAGGGUCAGUCGGUAGUCCUCAAGCUGUUACACAAUGACAAUGGUAGAGGACGCGUGCGCAAUUUAUCUGGUCAUGUGGUGAUAGAAGCUGCAGAAGUUUCGACAUGCGCUGACAUGGUCAACGUUGUGUUUACUGCAAACAAGUUGGACAACAAGGACGGCUGGUUCGGUGCUUCGGAUCCGUUUCUCAAUAUAUAUCGACUCCGCGAUGAAAAUGCUGACCCGCUUGCAUCUACGUCCUGGGUUCUGGUGUGGCGCAGCGAGGUCGUUAUGAACAACUGUAACCCGAAAUGGCGUCGCGAGACUCUGAGCGUCCAAUCUCUUUGCAAUGGAAACUUGUCGUUAUUGCUCAAGAUCGAGUGCAUGGACUGGGAAAAAAGCGGGAAACAUCAAUUUAUCGGCAGCUGUACUGUAAAGGCCGCAGUAUUCGUGUCCGGAGAGCUCUGCAGCAUGGAACUUAUCAAUCGCGACAGGCAAGCUAAGAAGGGAAAGAGAUACACAAAUUCAGGUGUCUUGGUUUUGGAACAGAUCGAACACUACAAACGGCAUACAUUUGCAGAGUACCUGCGCGGGGGCUGCGAAGUUAGCUUGAUCGUUGGCAUCGACUACACAGCUUCAAAUGGUAACUACUUGGACCCUACAAGUUUGCACCACAUCGGAGCAAGUAGUCAAGGUCACAUGAACGAUUACCAAUCUGCUAUAUCUGCGACUGGAGCGAUUUUGGAGCCUUACGAUUCCGAUAAGCGUUUCCCGGUGUACGGUUUCGGUGGACUGGUUAAUGGAGCCGUGAAUCACUGCUUUCCGUUGACGUUCGAUCCUUUGCAGCCGGAAGUGGAGGGUGUUGGAGGGAUUUUGAGUGCGUACUAUAAUUCCCUCCAAUUCGUGCAGCUGCAUGGUCCGACUAUGUUCGCACCUAUUGUGCGCCAAGCAGCAGCUAUUGCUCAAGCGUUCUCAGCGCCGGCCGAACAAGGUGGACAUCUCAAGUACUUUGUGCUACUCAUUAUCACAGAUGGGGCUAUCAUGGACAUGCAGCAAACGAUUGACGAGCUGGUGCAGGCUUCAACUUUUCCGUUGUCCAUCGUGAUUGUCGCGGUGGGCAACGCUAACUUCACGGCUAUGAAAGCUCUUGAUGCCGACGAUAAGGUCUUGGUUGACUCGAGCGGGUGCAAAGCUAUGCGUGAUAUUGUUCAGUUUGUCCCAUUCAAUCAAUUCCGUCGCAAUCCCGCAAGACUGGCCAAGGAAACACUUGCUGAGAUUCCAACACAAUUAUUGCAGUACUACAAAGUGAAGGGUAUCCAGCCUCGGACGCCUCUACAGCGCCAAGGAACCAGCUACUUGGCUCGUGGCGCCGUCAGUGGCAGAAUGGCGAACGCACUGGAUAUGGAGACAUACUAG